AUGUACUCCUUAUGGAAGGAAGUCAGGGAGCAGAUAAAAAAGAAAGCGGAAGAUUUAAAUAACAGCCUUCAAGAAUUUAACUCUAACGGCAACCAUCCUUUAGGGGGGUCCUCCAAUGAAGGUAACGCGAGUUGCCAGGAGAGGGGGUCUACGCAGGUCCCCCAAGACACGAGCCUAAAGAAUUCCAUACAGGAGAAUUUUCACAUAAUAAACGACAAGUACAUCAGUGGGAAGGACUUCCCGGAGCUCCAAUAUUACAAUGAGAAACUUCUCAGUGGGUUUAACAGCUUUAAGCGGAUUGUGGGGGAUAUUUACAAGGACAAGCUGAGCAGCGGGGGUGAUGAGCUCCUUCCCAGUGAUGGCCGCUCCGAGGAGCAGAAGCUAUACUUGUCCAAAAUCGUACCCUGGAAAAAGGGAGACAUCAUGAUUUCCAAGAUUUACCGGAAAAAAUACGACGAGGGAUUCCCCCUCAAUUUGCCGAACCCCAAUUUAAACUCAUAUGUGUACAAAAAAAUUUUAAAAUUAAAUGUCGAUCGAAAUAAAAUUUUACACACAGAUAUUUUGCACAAUUACAACUUCAGUUGGAACAAAAAAAAGGAACAGAGUGAAAAGAUAAUCUUGGAGGAUCCGAACUUGGAACGAACGAAGAGAUUUCUCGUGCCCUUCUACAUGUCUGAGCUGGAUUUCUGGAGGUCCUACUUUUUUAACAUUGACAUUAUAUACAACGAAAUUGCCGACGAUAUCUACGAGAGUAUGAAGAAUUUCCCCGACGCUGAUGGGCCAUUACACUUUGUGCCGCUUCCAUGUGGUAGCAGCGCGGAGGAUGAGCAGUCCCCCAUUGGGCAAACACCAAAUGAGGUAACCAUCAAUGAGGUAACACCCAAUGCGGUAACAUCCACUCAUGCUGCAAACCAAUGGACCCCUCCCACGAAUGGCAAAGCAACCACCGUGGAAGGAACAACGGGAGAGGUGCACUUAACGAAAAAAUUCAGCUUUCCAAAGUUGGAGCUCCCUGUGGAGGAGGAGGCACCCACGGAGUGGGAUCAACACAGAGAAAACUCCAAUAACGUAUGCCGAAAAGAAGAGCCCAAGGGAGAAGCAACCGCAUCGGAAGUGUAUGGCACCUCGAAUUUACUCAGCUUCCAGAGUUUGAAUCACUCAGAUUGGCUAACCCAGCCAGAAGAACCGACAAAGGAGAGUGGCGCAGCCCUUCCACGAGGCACCGAUGGGGAAACACUCGAUUGUAACUCUGCAUCAAAGCCGCUUAGAAAAACUGAUUCGAUCACACCGAAGGAUGACACGUUUUUAAUGACGAAGACCCAAAUUAACGGACUCAACAUUUACAUGGACAAUGAUAUCUUCGUAAACCUUCGAGACAAAUCGGAAUCGUUCGGUGGCCUCUUGGCGGACACGAAGGAAUACACUGAGAAGAUUAAAAGGGAGGAGGGCCAAGGAGGUUACUCCAAUGUAGAAUUGGUUGAUCACUCGAUAGAGGCGUCAUUUGAGGGAGCGUGUAACAAAAGGGAGGACGAAAAAGUGGAAGUCAGUGCCAUCUCGCAUAGGACAACGGGGGAAACUAUCAAAGUGGAUGUUGACGCUGAGGAGGAGAAUCCUGUCGAAGGGGAUCAACCGAUUAAUGAUCAGCUCGACUCUUUAACCAUUUCCAAGUGCAAUAUGGAAUUUUUGGAUCUUAUUGAGGAGCAAAAUGAAAGGACCUAUAGUGCGUUGAAGCAAAACGACAGGGAAGGCAACGGCGGAGAAGGCGGUUCCGCGUUUCGCGAUAAGGUGGAGCGUGUGGCACAUGAGGAGGGCGCACCCUCGAAUGAAAAAUGGAAUGGCCCAAGCGAUGCCGCUGUGGUUAGUGCGCAUUAUCGGGUGAGUGAACAGUUGGUCAAAGAGGACGCCGAAGGGGAUGACGAACAGGACGACGGAGGGAAGAAGGAAAAAGCCUCCAUCCAUGCCAACCUGGACGAAGAGGAAACGAAGGAAGAACUUGACGAUUGUGUACCGCUCGAGCAGGAGGUUGCACAGACCGAUGAUCCCAAUGUUGCGCGGGAAGUACCUCUUACUCAUCAUGCGGGUGGAUCAAAGGAUUGCAAAGUACUGCAUACUGACGAAGGAGGAGACAAAGCAUUCCUAUAUGAUAACUUGAAAUAUGAUCCCAUGUUUGUCGAGCUGAAUCAGUGGAACACAUUGAAUGAAGAAAGAAGGAAAGGGAAUGACAAUGUAGACCCCAUGAUGGACGUUACAAAAAAUUCAAACGCAGUUGAGGGCAGCUUGGCUGGUGAAGAAAAGUUUAAUGCCGCCUAUCAGCAUCAUGAGCAGCAGCAUCAUCACGGGGGGGAAGAACCCCUACAUAGUGACGCCGGAGAGGUGAAGAUGUCCUGGCCAGAAAGCAAGCCCAAGGAGGGGACCAACGAGUGGGCGAACACGUCGAUGCUCCCCACUCCCAAUGACAGUACUGCAAAGCGGAAUGACAAAGUUGAAAAGAAAAACGACAUCACCGUUAGGGUAAAAUCAGAAGGUGAAUCCCUCAGGAGCGUAAAGGAAGACAACAAGAAGUCACAAAAAGAAUGCGACUCAAACCUUGAUAAGCUAAAUUUUUCCGAUGUACUUGAUUUUGACAUAGAUUCAAAUACGUUCAACGCUGAAGAGUUGGAGCAGUUUGAAAAGGAUCUCCUCAAUGCGUAG
Molecule: messenger RNA, 2691 nt
Organism: Plasmodium inui San Antonio 1
Lineage: Eukaryota; Apicomplexa; Aconoidasida; Haemosporida; Plasmodiidae
Exons: 1
Coding region: 1-2691 (896 amino acids)
Source: RefSeq, a predicted model, not a curated record